Messenger RNA from Cucumis sativus (cucumber), 1872 nucleotides. RefSeq names its product glycine-rich protein 5. The record is from RefSeq and is a predicted model, not a curated record. Bases 506 to 919 code for a protein of 137 amino acids. The transcript has a single exon. Lineage: Eukaryota; Viridiplantae; Streptophyta; Magnoliopsida; Cucurbitales; Cucurbitaceae.
CUUGAAAGAGGAGUUACUCUUAGAAAGAUUAGCAGGAGUCAAAUGAUUGGAGAGUAAAUUAAGAAAGGUGAGAAUCCUGUUACAUAUGGAGGGAAUACAAGCUUUACAAAGUGAAAUUAAUGAGAAAACACAUAAACUUGUAUAAAUAUAAAUUAAAUGAUCAGUGAAUUCAAAAUUAUCUCAUCAUAUAAAACUCUAGAGCUUCUACGGAUGAGUAUGUGGAGGGAGUUGACAUUAUAUACUUUGAACAAUGAUACCUAAGAACAAGUCCAAGGUGGGGGCAUGCAUGGCGAUGGUGACACUCUUCUUUUUAUUUCCUUUGCCAAUUGCAUGCAUUAACUCUCUCCCCCCAACCAAUUUUUCAGAUAAGAUAUGAAAUUCAAAGCCAUCUUCAACUAUAGUCUCUAUUUCUUUCUCUCUCUAUAUAAGCUCACUUUCAUUGAUUCUACUUCUCAUCCCCAUUCAAAGAAUUAUAAAUUUCAUAAUAGCACAACGUAAUCUAGUAAUGGCUUGCAAGCUUUUCUUUCUAAUGCUCCUUGGCGUCUUCUUUUGCGCCACUGGAGCUCGAAAGCUUGCCCAUGAUCCUUUAAAAGAUGAGAAGUUUUUCCACGGUGGUGGAUUAGGUGGUGGAGGCGGUGGCGGGCUUGGUGGAGGUGGAGGUGCAGGAGGUGGUUUUGGUGGAGGAUCUGGAUUUGGUGGGGGGUCUGGAUUUGGUGGGGGUGCUGGUGGUGGGUAUGGUGGUGGUGGAGGGUUAGGAGGUGGAUCCGGUGGAGGGUUUGGUUCAGGUGGUGGAUUUGGUGGAGGUUAUGGUAGUGGAGGGGGUGGAGGGUUUGGUGGCGGCAGUGGUGGGGGUGGUGGACUUGGUGGAGGAUACGGUGGAGGUGUUGGGAGUGGUGGUGGGUUUGGAGAAUUUCCUUGAGAAAAAUUAAACAAAGCACGUUUGCAUACUAUAAACAUAUAUGACGACUACUAUAUAUUUGUAUAAUGUGUUUCUUUAAACCAAUGCUAGAGUGGAAAAAUCGAACCUUCAACUUUAAAGUUGUAGUACCAACUUAUGUUAGUUGAACUAUGUUCAUAUUAGCUCUACAAUGUGUGACUGUGUAUGUUUGCGUACAUGUAUGAUGAUGAGAGUUUAACGAGGAGCAAGUGUAUCUCAACUCUCUUUGUAAGUUUGUUUUCCUACCAGCAGUAUACAAAGUAUUUUAAAGACAAUCAAAUCUACUAUAUAUAUAUAUAUUCCAUACUUGGUUGCAAGAAGCUUUUAAUAAUGCUAUCUCGAGCAUUUCAUUUGAUAAUUAUUUUGUUUUUAUUGGUAAGACAAAUUUUUUUCUUAUACUUGUAGUCAUUGUCUCCUCCUCCUCUUGCUUUUGCUUUUCCCCCUCUUCCUUUGUUGAAAAUACAGAUCAAAUCCUACAUUUUGAUUAAAUAAGAGAAUGAUCAUGAGUUUAUAAGAAGGGACAACUAUCUCUAAUGAUAUUAGAUAUUUUUGGAUGAAAUCAAAAGCAAAGCCAAUGAAUAUGUGUAUAGCUAAAGUUGACAAUAUCAUACCACAAUAGAGAUAUUUGGAGAUUUGAUGUCCUUAACAAAUUGGUAUUGUCAGAGUAGAUCUUGAUGUAACCGUGUAAAUUUUAGGUGUUGAACAAGAUGUAGUCACAACCUCCGUCUGUGAUUGAGCCUUUAGAUUGAUAGCGAGCUCAAGAGUAAUUCAGAUUGGAUGACUAAUCCAUGGUUGCGGAGUGGUUGAGUUUUUUGUGCACUCAAGUCCAAUUUGAAGCUGAAACUCUUGGUGCAUUAAUAGUACUUCUAAAAAUGUGUUACUAUUGAUUGUUUUAUGACUUUUUAUUAGAUGAUAUAUCAUUAAAUUUACCUUUA